AUGGACGACAAUCACUUCAGCAUCUCCCACAAGAAUAGCAACACUGCUGCCGAGAUCUUUAGGGGGAAUGACGGCACUGUACAUCAUUGCCCUCAUUGCGGUUGGGGGGCCUGGGAAAAGCCUCUUGGGUAUCCCUCCGGCAUCGUCUUCGGCGACCGCUUCAUUCAGUUUGGAAACUGGCGUUUGGCGGCCUUCGACGACAAGCAUCUUCUCAGCAUCUCUCACAGACACGGCAAGACAGCCAAGUACUUCACGCUUUUCGGCCACGACUUUGGGGGUAAAAACGGACCGACCGCGGACUUCAAUGCUUGGCACAGGAGCGUCGGACCUCCUUCAGGCAUCACCUUCGGCGAUCGAUUCCUACAGAUCGGCUUUUUCCGCAUUGGAGAUGCUGAUGGAACCAAUCUAGCCAUUACUUUUUGGCCUUGGGGAAACUCUGUCUUCCGCUAUGGAUCAUGGGGCUAUGCGGGCACAUCAGGCAAAAACUCGUUUGGGCCUGCCGUCAAUGCUCGCUAUCCGCAUUGGCAUUGCGGCAGCAUACAGGGAGUCAUGGGCACCUGCACCGGCAUCGUCACAGGUCCGGACUUUCUUCAAAUCGGGGACUGGAGGCUUGCUGCAGAGAACUUCAACACCUUCACCGUGGCGCACAUCGGUGGACAGGCUGGAGUGAGCUUUGCUGCGCCGAGUCUGCUUCAAACCAACAUGUCUGCGGCGGAUUGCGCGAAUGGCAACUCGAAGUACGUGCCGGUGGAUAUGCCGGGCCAAGGUGGAGUUCGUGGCGUAGCUCGUUGGGAAGACUGCCAGCACAGAUGUGCAGGAGUGACCGGCUGUCGGCAUUUCAGCUUCUGGCCGGAUGGCGGCUGCCACUUUCAGGACGGCUCUGCGUAUUUGACACCGGAUCCCGGCGUCGUGUCGGGCCCGCCUAUCUGUAAGGCGGCCAGCGGGUCGGUGUGGGACCGUGAGCCCAAAGCGACGGACCAGAGGGUUCUCUUUGGCGAUCGCUUCGUCCAGAUUGGUGCCUUCCGGCUGGGUGCUGUGGAUGGGGCGCACUUCUCCAUUUCCCACAGGAACGGAGCCACCAUGGUCAUCUAUCGAUCCGCUUAUGCAACGGAUCCCCAUCCAGUACACCCUGGGGUUCGCUGGGACUGGGGCUUGUGGGGGAAGGGGCACUCUUCUAAGAAUCCCGCGCUCUCACCCAUGGGAAUCACCUUCGGCGACCGCUUCGUGCAGAUCGGAAACUUCCGGCUUGGACAAGUGGACAAAGAUCAUUUUUCCGUGGCGCACGCCGGGACCGGCAAGACCCUUCAGGUCUUCCGCAGCAAUGGCCAUCACUUCGGUGGCCCCCGUGACGAUUACACGACGCUGGGCCGGUCUUUGGAGCAGUGCAAGGAGAUGGAGCCGUGA
Symbiodinium sp. CCMP2456 is the source of this 1404-nucleotide messenger RNA. NCBI's taxonomy places the organism in Eukaryota, Dinophyceae, Suessiales, Symbiodiniaceae. The record is from the annotation of a GenBank genome assembly.